AUUCCUGACGGUACCUGAAGGCAGCAGGAGUAUUGCAGCGCCAAAUGAAAUAAGGUGCUUAGAGGUAGCAGCGAUUCAAAGCACAUAUUCUUCAAAUUUAGACAGUUUCCCUCAACACACACCAUGUUUCAUAACAGGACUGCGUGGUUUUCAGACAGUGUCACACAGGCCCGCCGCAACUUUUGGAUGACUGAAGGUGGCGCCAUUGCCAGCUGGAGAAAAGCAGAGUACCUUUUCAGUGAUAAUGCUGCCUGCCCUGAUACUGUGAGGAUAUUUGAGAGCAGAGAUUACCUUUGGAACCAGGUGACAGUGUUUCACAGCUUGUUUCUGUCUGCUUGUGAGAAGCGCCAGAGUGUGAAGUCUGUGAGUAUUGGCCACUACGUGCUGCCUCCAGCCCGUGUACAGGACGAGGUGAGAGAUGUGGUUGGGAGGUUCAUUUGGGAGCCAGAAGAUGAUCAGUCAACAACACAGAGCUCAUGUAGGAGUUUCGGUUCAGAGACGGAUGAUGAAAUGAGCAGCAGCGACACUGAAGAAUCUGACUCAGAGGCAUCACAGAAUGAAGCCAUUCUGUCUUUCGAAGCAGAGGAUUAUCCCGCCAACAACAUGCUUACAGGGUAUGUCAGCAUGGAUAACCUGCAGAAAUAUUCAGGAGACCUUGGAGAUUUCUAUCCUGGGUGUUUCAGAUGCUGUGUGUGUAAGGCCCGAUGCUACAGAGUGAGUGUUGGCCUGCACAGAUAAUGACAUUUACGAAGUCAAAAACACACAUUUG
Messenger RNA from Myripristis murdjan (pinecone soldierfish), 769 nucleotides. RefSeq names its product telomere repeat binding bouquet formation protein 2 (gene terb2). The record is from RefSeq and is a predicted model, not a curated record. Gene Ontology annotation, biological process: homologous chromosome pairing at meiosis; meiotic attachment of telomere to nuclear envelope. The transcript has 7 exons. The coding region runs from base 124 to 738 and encodes 204 amino acids. NCBI's taxonomy places the organism in Eukaryota, Metazoa, Chordata, Actinopteri, Holocentriformes, Holocentridae. Gene Ontology annotation, cellular component: nuclear inner membrane.